Drosophila teissieri is the source of this 1413-nucleotide messenger RNA. Its product is annotated as endoplasmic reticulum resident protein 44. The record is from RefSeq and is a predicted model, not a curated record. The coding region runs from base 20 to 1252 and encodes 410 amino acids. The transcript is spliced from 2 exons. Lineage: Eukaryota; Metazoa; Arthropoda; Insecta; Diptera; Drosophilidae.
UACCGUAAGUAGUGUGAAGAUGAAGGUGGUCGGCAGUUUGGAUAUCCUCUAUUUGCUGGCGAUCCUAGUAACCCAACUUUCUCUCGUCGCGGGAAACUCUUCGGUGGUGGUGGUGACCCACGAAAACUUGCAACAAAUAAUAGACUCUAAUGAGCUGGUUCUGCUCAGUUUUUAUACGGAUUGGUGCCGUUUUAGCCAGAUUUUGCAACCAAUUUUUGAGGAGGCGGCGGCGAAGGUUCUACAGAAAUUCCCUGAAAACGGCCGUGUGAUACUGGGAAAAGUAAACUGCGACAUUGAAGAUAUAUUGGCAGAUCAGUUUGACAUACUUAAGUACCCAACACUAAAGAUUAUCAGAAAUGGGUUGAUUAGCAAUCAGGAAUACCGUGGCCAGAGAUCUGUGGAGGCCUUCUUCCAGUUUGUGGAGAAGGAGCUAUCAGAUCCAAUCAAAGAGUUCUAUAGCAUUGAUGAACUCAAAAAUGUGGAAGUUGGCUAUGGUAUAGUUAUUGGUUAUUUCAUCUCCAAGGAUCAUGUAGAGUAUGAUAAUUAUCGCAGGGUAGCGAGCCUUUUGCGCAACGAUUGUAGGUUCCUUGUGGGCUUUGGUGACUUAACUAAGGUGCUCCGACCGCCAGGAAAGAAUGCGUUGAUCUUCCGCGGCGAUCCAUCGAUUCCGAAUCACAAAAACCAGUACAGUGAGUACUUGGGCAACAUGACCAGCUUUAAAGAACUAACCUUUUGGAUCGAUAAGAGGUGUGUGCCCCUGGUGCGAGAGGUCACCUUCGAUAAUGCAGAAGAGCUAUCGGAGGAAGGAUUACCAUUUGUAUUGCUGUUUUACAACAACGACAAUGUAAGUCCCAUCCAGGAGUUCAAGAACGCAAUUCAAAGCCAGCUGGAAAAUGAGACGAGGGUUAAUUUCCUGACUGCGGAAGGAAAAGUCUUUAAGCACCCACUAUUCCAUUUGGGCAAGUCCCUGACUGACUUGCCACUAAUCGCAAUCGAUUCUUUCAUGCACAUGUACCUUUUUCCACGCUUCAAGGACAUUCACAAGCCAGGUGCCCUCAAAAAGUUCAUUGAUGACCUGUUCAGCGGAGCACUACAUAUAAAUUUUCACAUGGCCCUCGAAGCUAAGGAAAAUUCCGAGUCCAUAAUCGAUCACGCUGAAGACCCGCCGAUCAUCCACGAGUCAAAGUUUAAGGACCUCAAGCCAUCCAAGCACCGUUACACAUUGGUCAACCGCACCAGGGACGAGUUAUAAUAUUAUCCUAAUAUACCGUAAACCUUAAACAUCUUUAGAUGUAAUCACUUUAUAUCAGUUUUAGUUCGAUUUUUAAAUGUAAAUGUAAGAUAAAAACCAAUGACAAAAAUUAAUAUUUUCUGAGGCACAAAUAAAAUUGAUUUUAGGACCCCAUUGAAUAA